CUGUAACCGGUUCACUGCUCAGGAGAAGGCCAACACGACAGUGGAGAGGUCCAGAGGAGACAUGGAGGCUGCCUAUGUUAAGAAAGCUACAGAGGACCUUCAGUCGCACACUAAGAGAUUCCAGCAUUAUUAUGACAGAUACAACAAUCAUCUACACAGUCUGGAUUUGCUUCAAGAGUCUACUGGUAAGAUGAGAGAACUGGAAAGACUCGGACUGGCUCUCGACAAGAAAGUGGCUCGGGUCAAAGGUCAAUCUGAUGCCACCAUUGGGGUGAACUCUCCUCUCACUCCACAAAAGAAAAUCAGUGUUUUCACAACUAGAGAAGCGAAAAACUUUCUCGAUGAUAUUUUCCGAAUUCUGCUGAGAGCGAGGAGAAUCCUGUCAGCCUCGUAUUGCAUUGGAUACUUCAUCCCUGAUACAGAUGAGGAGGCCCUGGGGGCACAUGAAGUAUUGCAGGGAAAACUAGAGGAAGCAGUGGAGGUUGUCUCGGAGAUGGUCAAUAGACAAUACCUCCAAACACCACGCUCUAAAAUGAACGAAGCCGCUGGAAACGUCGACUACCUUUGUAGCGAAUAUCUCACCGAAAUGUUCGUGGUUGCGACAAUCGCCGAUCUGGCAGUAAAAGAAGCAGAAAAGCCUCCACCUCCGCGUGCCACCCUGCCCACUCCACGGGAGGACAGCCCGCCCCCUCGUAUGGGGGUGAUUCCCCUCGGCUUUGGACCAGACGUUCCCGACCAACCGGAGAGAGAGGCGCUUCUGUUUGAUUGGUCUAUUGAAUCCCGAUGGAACAUUGCAUAUUUUACGAGUACCAGAAGAGGAGUUUCAAUUUCUUAGGGCCCCAGCAGACUAAUUAGCGUUAUGUGAAUGUACUUGUGAACUACAGGUAUAUAAUAAUUAUGAGUAUUCUGUUCAACAAUUUAGCUGUGUGUGUAUGUAUAAACAUGUUAUUUUUCAUGUUGUUUGCACAGUCA
This is a messenger RNA of Halichondria panicea, 972 nucleotides long. Its product is annotated as ankyrin repeat and IBR domain-containing protein 1-like. The transcript is spliced from 4 exons. NCBI's taxonomy places the organism in Eukaryota, Metazoa, Porifera, Demospongiae, Suberitida, Halichondriidae. The coding region runs from base 62 to 835 and encodes 257 amino acids. The record is from RefSeq and is a predicted model, not a curated record.